Messenger RNA from Apis mellifera (honey bee), 1438 nucleotides. RefSeq lists its product as uncharacterized. The transcript is spliced from 3 exons. Bases 268 to 1365 code for a protein of 365 amino acids. Lineage: Eukaryota; Metazoa; Arthropoda; Insecta; Hymenoptera; Apidae. The record is from RefSeq and is a predicted model, not a curated record.
UUAAACAUUAUUUUUUAAUUAUUAUUACAAUAUAUUCUUAUUACUUGUAAAAUUUAAAUUAUUAAAUUAAUAAAACUAAUUAUGCUGUUUAUUAUGAAGUUGAAUAAAGAAACAAUUGCAUAAGUUUGUUUAUAAUGAUUUGUCAAUGUUUAUAUAACACAAAAAUUAGAAUUUUAUAUUUUAUUAUACAUAUUAUUUUAAAAUAUUUAUUUAUUAAUUUUAGUUAAUAUCAUAAAUAUAAUUUUUAAAUUCAACAAUUUGUUUAAAAUGUCAAAGUUCAAUAUGGAUAAAUUUAUACAUACAUUUAUCCAAAACUUAGGUUUAAGAAUUGAGUCUUGUACUUGCAAGAAAUUUAACAAAAUUGCAUUUAUGACAAAUAUAGAUAAAUCUUGUACAUUGAAACAACUAUAUCCUGCAGAAGAAAUAAAAGAAGUUAAUAUACAACAAGAUUUGGAUUUUUCUACAGAAAAAAAUAUAAAACAUUUUAUGGAAAAACAUGCUAAUCUCUUUGAUAAACUUACUUAUUUAAAUAACACACAAAUUUUAAAUUCCCAUUUAAAAAAUAUUAAUUCAAAGAUUCUUCAGAAAAUAAAAACAAAAAGAAAAUAUGGAAUUAUAAAAAAGGGGGAACUCAAAACACAUAACAAAAUUAUAAUUUGUAAUAAAAAAUUAAAAACAAAUUUAGCAAAUAAAUUAAAUGGACCAAAAUACAAUUUACCAUCAUCUAUAACAUGGAAAAAAUAUAUAAAUUCUCAUAAUUCCAAAAAAAAUAAAUUUAAAAAAGUUGCAAUAUUUGAAAAUUCUAAACUAUUUUGUUAUAAUACAAGUACACAUGAUUAUCAGAAAAGUAAUGACACUUCAAUUGAUAAUGAUAAACAAAAAACUUUUCUUAAACACAAUUUAACAAAUGUUAUGAUAAAUUUUACAAAAAAAGAAAUAGAAAUGACUGAAAAAUUAUUGUUAUUGUAUAUAAAAGAUGUAGAAUAUAUAAAAAGAAAUGUUCAAAUUACCUUACAUAUAACAAAGAAUUCAAAAUUUAAUUAUGACACAAAGGAUCGAAUAGAAUAUAAUCAAUUACUUUGUCAUCACGCAAUUUUAUGUUUAAUUGAACCAAGUAAAAAAGGUGCUGUUUUAAUUGAAGAUAAUUUACCAGUUAUUAUUAAAAAAUACCUUAUGCAUGGAUACAAAUAUCAUUUUGAUUUUCAGAGGAAUUCAAAGAAUUAUUAUACAGCUGUUCUUAUUUUGAGUCAAUCAGCUAAAGUUCUGGUUAAACAUAUAAACACAACUAUGAUGCAUACAAUUUGUGGUAUAUUAGGAUGUGAUGUGCAAGAAAUAUUAGUGUUAUAUAAUCCAAGAGAAAAAUGAUUCUAUAUAUUAUUUCUAAAUAUUAAUUUUAUAAAAAAAAUCUAUGAAUAUAUAUUUAAUAUAAUAUAUCAAA